AUGGGUGUGCCAAAGUUCUUCCGCUGGCUGAGUGAGCGGUAUCCCGCCAUUUCACAGCUGAUUGCUGAGAACCGCAUACCCGAGUUCGACUGCCUCUAUCUCGACAUGAACGGUAUCAUUCACAAUUGCACGCACAAAGACUCGGAUUCUCCUACAUUUCGCAUGACGGAAGAUCAAAUGUUUAUUGCGAUAUUUAACUACAUUGAGCACUUGUACGGGAAAAUUAAGCCCAAGCAGCUCUUUUUCAUGGCCAUUGAUGGAGUUGCCCCUCGUGCCAAGAUGAAUCAGCAGCGCUCCAGACGAUUUCGCACUGCUCUCGACGCCGAGAUGGCAAAGGAGAAGGCCAUUGCGCAGGGCAUUGAGAUGCCUAAAGAGGAUGCUUUUGACAGCAAUUGCAUCACACCGGGAACCGAAUUCAUGGCGCGAUUAACCCAACAACUGAAAUAUUUCAUCAGCAAGAAGAUCUCAGAGGAUGUGGAUUGGCAAGGCGUGGAUAUAGUCCUCUCCGGCCAUGAAGUUCCGGGAGAAGGAGAACAUAAGAUUAUGGAGUAUAUCCGCCAAGCCAAGGCGCAGCCUGGCUAUGACCCAAACGUGCGCCAUUGUUUAUAUGGAUUAGAUGCGGAUUUGAUUAUGUUGGGACUUCUCAGUCAUGACCCACACUUCUGUCUCCUGCGUGAAGAAGUCACCUUUGGCAGACAAACUCAGAAAAAGUCAAAAGAACUCGAACAUCAAAACUUCUAUUUGUUGCAUCUCUGCAUUGUUAGGGAGUACUUGGAGUUGGAAUUUCAGGAAUUAAGGGAGAACCCUGACCUUGGCGUUGUUUACGACAUGGAACGAAUCAUUGAUGAUUUUAUUUUGAUGGCCUUCUUCGUUGGCAACGAUUUUUUACCUAAUUUACCGUACAUGCACAUCAACGAGGGUGCCCUCGGCUUAAUGUUCAAAAAAUACAAGGAGGCGCUUCCAAAGAUGGGUGGCUACAUCAACGAAGGCGGCAGCAUCAAUUUCCAGCGCUUAGGAAUCCUCCUUGAUGAACUCGCAGAAUUCGAAUUUAGAUUUUUCGAGGCUGAAUAUUCGGAUGCAAAAUGGAUUCGUUCUAAAUCUAAUGGAGUUGUGACUAUGGAGCUUCAAGACGCUCCAAAAUCGUUUACAAUCACACCGUCCCAAAAGAAACUUCUCAAAGACGUGAAGCAAUACGUUCUUAACCGCCCGCCUAGCGCGCAGCAUGCCAAGCCGUUGGAUCUCCCUCCGACACUUCCAGCAAGAGAUCGCAAAUUUGUUGAACAGCUUGCAGAUGAUCUCCGCUUAAUGUGGACGACAAUAACCGACGACCAUGGCGAUCGAUUCAUCCGAUUACAAUUGCCAGGAUCGACCGUGGCCGAUGAGGAAUCAGAAGAGGAGGAUGAAGAAUCAUUAAUGGCUCUUCGGCGAGUGAUUAAAAAAUACGACAAUGCCAAAGUCCAUGAAAUUAGUGCAGAAGAGGUUCAGGCUGCCGCUGAACAGAAAUACGAUGCCAAAUUUCAGGAAUGGAAAGAUAAAUAUUAUACUGAUAAAUUUGGGUUUGGUAUAGAAAAUGAGGUAGAGAUGAAAAAGUUAACCGAAAACUAUGUCCAAGGAUUACAAUGGGUACUGUACUAUUAUUACAGGGGUGUUGUUUCAUGGCCAUGGUUCUUCCAGUACCAUUAUUCGCCGAUGAUUUCAGAUGUCAAGAAAGGCCUCGGUGCAAAUAUUGAUUUCAAGCUGGGGCAGCCUUUCCGGCCGUUUCAACAACUUAUGGGUGUGCUUCCGGACCGCAGUAAAAAAAUUGUGCCAACCGCGUACUGGGACUUGAUGACAUCCCCAGAAUCACCUAUCAUUGACUUCUAUCCUCGUGAUUUUGAACUCGAUAUGAAUGGCAAGAAGAUGGAAUGGGAAGCCGUCGUGAAGAUUCCUUUUAUUGAAGAACAUCGCUUACUUUCUGCGAUGGCGUCGAAGGAUCAUCUUCUAACCCCAGAGGAAAAGGCAAGGAAUGAAUUUGGUGUCUCUCUGAAAUUCACAUACUCUCCAUCGAUUGAGUUCAUAUAUCCAUCCUCUCUUCCUGGAAUCUUCCCAGAUAUCCCUCAUUGCCAUUGUAUUGAGAACAUCUUUGACCUCCCGACAAUGGACGGGCUUGAACCUUGGACGGGCCUUGUUGAUGGCGUCAAGCUUGGUGCAGCUGCAUUGGCAGGCUUCCCGAGUUUGAAGACCUUACCGCACGCCGGACAGCUUGCUUUUCAUGGAGUCAGCGUUUUCCAGCAAGAAAGUCGUAAGGAAAGCAUGGUGGUAACUCUACUCGAUCCUGAAUCAAGAUCGAACGUUGAAGUGGCUAAGAAGAAGCUUGGGCAACGAGUAUAUGUUGGGUAUCCCUUCCUGCAAGAGGCUUUGGUCGUGCGAGUAUCCGACGAACUCUUUGACUACACUCUUCCUGAGGGAGAGCAACACGUUGUCUCCGUUCCACAUUCUCCGCCUCAGAUAGAACAAUGGGUUCGAAAGUCUGACAAGAUUGAAGGCUACUACAGUAAACGGCUUGGAACAAUCAUUGGUUCGGUUGAUGCGAUGGUUCAUGUUCAAAUGCUCAAGGGUCUGAAGAAGAAUGACGAUGGUGCAACGAUAAAGGAGUUUGCGGAUAUUCCAGGACAAGAGACCGAUUAUGCUCUCCAACUAAUUGUCGACAAAGUCAUUAGUGAAGACGAGCGUUUCAUUGAACGUGCAGCCCUGCCAAUCGAAGAAGAAUUCCCAGAGGGCUCCAAAGCCUUUUUCCUCGGAGAAUUCAACUAUGGAAGGCCUGUACAGGUCAUUGGCCAUGAAAAUGGAAAGGUCAAUGGAGUAUUAGCUGCAGUGAAAGGAAAGGAACCCGAGUUCGGGAAGCUCCAUCUUAAGGAAGCAGAAAAACUAUCACCUUACACGCCUUCGUUUGCCAUAGCAAGGAAUCUACAUCUGAAUCCUCUAGUGUUGGCAAAAAUUACUUCGUCAUUCUCCGUCACAAUAGAUGGUCAGCGCGUCAACCUAGGCUUGAAUCUCAAAUUUGAAGCACGAAAGCAGAAGGUUUUGGGUUAUUCGCGCCGUGGAGAAAGUGGCUGGGAGUUUAGUCGAAAAGCCGUCGAGCUGAUCCAGCAAUACAUGAUCAAUUUCCCUGAUUUCAUCGCUGGGAUUCAGCGAAAUCCACAAGGUGACAAAUAUGAGCCUACGGAUUUCUACCCCAAAGACAUUGCGACAACAAAGAUGACAGAAAUUAGAGACUGGCUCAAGUCAAUCGAGGCGAAACAUUUCGAAAGGGUUCCCCUUGAUGCCGAACAACUUGACUCCGAUAUUGUCAAGCUUAUUGAACUAGACGCGGAUCGCUUACUACAAAGCCAACCACAGCCCGAAAUCAAGAAGCUCAAGGGCGUUCCACGACAGGCUCUUCUCAAACCUGCUGAUGUCGAGCAUCGACUUGGGAACCAGAGAUUUGCGCUGGGAGACCGUAUUGUAUACGCACAAGAUUCCGGCAAGGUGCCAAUCGCCACGCGAGGAACUGUUGUAGGCCUCACACGUACACCCCAAACAGUUCUUCUAGAUGUUGUCUUUGAUGUAUCGUUUAUGAGCGGAACCUCAAUUGGUGACCGGUGUUCUCCAUUCAGGGGACAGACCGUUCCAGUACAUUCCGUCCUUAACCUUUCCUAUCGACAACUUGUUGCUGGCACGCGAGCUGCAACAACCCAAAAAACUCAAAAAGAAUCGACGAAUGUGGGAUACGGUGCUCCGCUAGGACCGAGUGGACUGGGACAGCUGAAGGAGGCACAAGCCCCCCCUCCACUGAGAGGUUCUUACCGUGGCGCUAUUUCUGGACACCAAAGCGGUCAUGCCACAAACAAUAUCCGUGGUGGUAGAGGCAAGACGAAUGGAAACGUAAACAACACUUCCAUAAACUUACCAUUACGCCCACAUCCUAAUGUAGAUGGUCAGUUAAAUGGCGGUAUUGCUCGGGGAGGACGAGGUCGUGGUCGUGGGGCUCGUGGCCAGGGCCACACUAGAGCAGGUUAUGUCUCUGUCGAGAAUGGGCACCAAGACGAGGGGAUAAUUCAAAACAACCCGAAUUUCAGACCACAGCCCUACAAUAGAGUUCCACCUCCUGCUGAUCUCAAUGCGGGAGGGGGUCAAGGUCAGACUACUGGAAACCGUGGAGGUAAUUCUCGGGGACGGGGUAGGGGUGGCAGAGGAGGGAAACGGGGAACCGCUUAA
Talaromyces proteolyticus is the source of this 4236-nucleotide messenger RNA. Its product is annotated as putative exonuclease Kem1. The record is from RefSeq and is a predicted model, not a curated record. NCBI's taxonomy places the organism in Eukaryota, Fungi, Ascomycota, Eurotiomycetes, Eurotiales, Trichocomaceae. The coding region runs from base 1 to 4236 and encodes 1411 amino acids. The transcript is spliced from 2 exons. Gene Ontology annotation, cellular component: nucleus. Gene Ontology annotation, biological process: rRNA catabolic process; nuclear-transcribed mRNA catabolic process. Gene Ontology annotation, molecular function: 5'-3' RNA exonuclease activity; RNA binding.